UAUACAGGUGAGACGUUCACAUUUGGAUUAAAAGAGAAAGAUGAAUCAACUAAGGCCACUGAGAAAAUACCUGAGCUUCUUCCAGAGAAGAAGGAUGCUGCUCAUUUGCCUUCCACUCAAUUCCAAGAAAAACAAAUGGAGACACACGAGGAAGUGAAAGCAGCAACCAACAUAGAAGUGACAUCAGAAGAGAAGGAGGCCAGUCAAAAGAGCAGUUUAUAUAGUCCACCAAAGAGUACCUCUGAGCAUCUUCCUCAGGAGACGAAGGCUGCAAGUAUACAUGCCACUACUGCUCAGGAAGGAGCACUUAUGACAAAUGAACAAAGCAAAGAAGCAGCCAAAGUCCAGGAAGUGACAUCAAAAGUACAGGAAGCCAUUGAUGAGGGCAGUGAAACAGAUAUGUCCUUGAGUUUUUUUGACCAACUUUCUCAAAGAGAAACAUCUACAACAUAUGAUCAAAUAAAAGGAGCAGCAGCAGACUGUGCACUGACAACAGAACUGCAGAAAGACAGUCAUGACAACAAAAAAAUUAGUAACUCAAGGGUAUGGAAAGGCAGUCUUGGUGACAAUGAAACUGAUGAAUCACUGAGUAUCUCUUGGCUUCAUUCUGAGAAGAAAGAAGUUGAUAAUAUAUAUGCCACUCUUGCUGAAAGAGGACAACAUAUGUCAAAUGUGCAAAAGAAAGCAGUAACUGCAAUGAAAAUCAAAGAAGACAAGGCCAACCUUAGUGGCAGUGACAAGUCUCUAUCAUGGAGCACUUUUAAAUCUCUUUCUGAGAUUAAAGAAGAUUUUCAUAUGACUACUCAUCAAAGACAAAAAAGUAUGACAUACUCACAAAUAAAGGCAGCAGAGCCUAUAGUGAAAACAGAAGGUGGCCAAGAUAGCCAUGACGACAAUGACAAGCCUGAACCAUGGAGCACUUCUGAGUCAAUUUCUGAGAUUAAAGAAGAUUGUCAUAUGACUAUUCAUCAAAUCCAAAAAUUUAUGACACACUUUUCACAAAUAAAGGAAACAUCAACAGUCUGUGCUGUGGCACCAGAAAGGCAGAAAACCAGUCAUGGAGACAGUGAAAUGGAUAUACCAAGGAGUAUUUCUGAGCCUCUUUCUGAGAAGAAAAAAGACAGUCAUAUAAGUAUUGCCCAAAGACCAAAACAAACAACACAUUCACAAAGAAAAGAAGUAUCAGCAGAUUAUGCUGUGAAACCAGUAAUACAGAAAACCAGUCAUGGAGAUAGUGAAAUGGAUAUAUCAAUGUGUAUCCCUGAGUCUCUUUCUGAGAAGAAAGAAAUUGAUAGUAUAUGUGACACUUCUACUAAAGCAAGACAACAAAUGGCCAAUGAACAAGUAAAAGUACCAGAGCCUAUAGUGAAAAUAGAAGCCAGCCGAGACAGCCAUGGUGACGAUGACAAGGCUGAGUCCCAGAGCAUUUCUGAGCCUCUUUCUGAGAAGAAAGAACAUGAUCAUAUAACUAUUGCUCAAAGUCCAAAACCUACAACACAUUCAAAAAUACAAGAUGCAUUACCAGAUCAUCCCGUAAAACCAGAAAUUCAGAAAGCCAGUCAUGGAUAUAGCAAAAUGGAUAGACCACUGACGUUGUGGCGCAUGCCAGUAAUCCCGGCAAUCGGAAAAGAGUGGGAGGAAUAUCACUGUCAGUCCAAGGCCAACCAGAGAAAACAAAGUGAAUUCCAGAAGCUUAUCCAUGACACUCUUUCUAAGAAGAAAGAAGAUGAUAAUGUACGAGGCACUACUACUAAUGCAAGACAACAAAGGUCAAAUAUACAAGUAAAAGUACCAGAGCCUAUAGUGAAAAUAGAAGCCAGCCGAGACAGCCAUGGUGACGAUGACAAGGCUGAGUCCCAGGAGUUGAGGCGCAUGCCAGUAAUCCCACCAAUUGGAAGGCAGUGGGAGGACUAUCACUGUGAGUCCAAGGCCAACCAGAGACAACAAAGUGAAUUCCAGAAGAUUAUCCAUGACACUCUUUCUAAGAAGAAAGAAGAUGAUAAUGUACGAGGCACUACUACUAAUGCAAGACAACAAAUGUCAAAUAUACAAGUAAAAGUACCAGAGCCUAUAGUGAAAAUAGAAGCCAGCCGAGACAGCCAUGGUGACGAUGACAAGGCUGAGUCCCAGGAGUUGAGGCACAUGCCAGUAAUCCCACCAAUUGGAAGGCAGUGGGAGGACUAUCACUGUGAGUCCAAGGCCAACCAGAGACAACAAAGUGAAUUCCAGAAGAUUAUCCAUGACACUCUUUCUAAGAAGAAAGAAGAUGAUAAUGUACGAGGCACUACUACUAAUGCAAGACAACAAAUGUCAAAUAUACAAGUAAAAGUACCAGAGCCUAUAGUGAAAAUAGAAGCCAGCCGAGACAGCCAUGGUGACGAUGACAAGGCUGAGUCCCAGGAGUUGAGGCACAUGCCAGUAAUCCCACCAAUUGGAAGGCAGUGGGAGGACUAUCACUGUGAGUCCAAGGCCAACCAGAGACAACAAAGUGAAUUCCAGAAGAUUAUCCAUGACACUCUUUCUAAGAAGAAAGAAGAUGAUAAUGUACGAGGCACUACUACUAAUGCAAGACAACAAAUGUCAAAUAUACAAGUAAAAGUACCAGAGCCUAUAGUGAAAAUAGAAGCCAGCCGAGACAGCCAUGGUGACGAUGACAAGGCUGAGUCCCAGGAGUUGAGGCACAUGCCAGUAAUCCCACCAAUUGGAAGGCAGUGGGAGGACUAUCACUGUGAGUCCAAGGCCAACCAGAGACAACAAAGUGAAUUCCAGAAGAUUAUCCAUGACACUCUUUCUAAGAAGAAAGAAGAUGAUAAUGUACGAGGCACUACUACUAAUGCAAGACAACAAAUGUCAAAUAUACAAGUAAAAGAAGCAGAGCCUACAGUGAAAAGAGAAGGCAGUCGCGACAGUCAUGGUGACGGUGACAAGGCUGAGUCACGGAAUAUUUCUGAGCCUCUUUCUAACAAGAAAGAAGACGUUCAUAUGACUGUUGCUCCAAGAUCAAAACAUAUGACACAUUCUCAAAUAAAAGCAGCAGAGUCAAUAGUGAAAAUAGAAGGCGGCCGCAAAAGCCAUGGUGACGGUGACAAGGCUGAGUCACGGAGUAUUUCUGAGCCUCUUUCUAAGACAAAAGGAGAUGGUCAUAUAACUAUUGCUCAAAGACCAAAACAUACAACACAUUCACAAAGUAAAGAAGCAUCAGAAGAUCAUACUGUGAAACCUGAAAUACAGAAAGUCAGUCAUGGAAACAGUGAAAUGGAUAUACCAAAGCAUAUCCCGGAGUCUCCUUCUGAGGUGAAAGAAGCUGAUAAUUUACAUGGCACUACUACUGAAGCAAGACAACGACCGGCAAAUGUACAAAUAAAAGCAGCAGAGCCUAUAAUGAAAAUAGAAGGCAGCCGAAACAGCCAUGGAGACAGUGACAAGGCUGAGUCACAGCAGCGUAUUUCGGAGUCUCUUUCUAAGAAGAAAGAAGUUGAUAAUUUACAGGACACUACUACUAAAGCAAGACAAGGAAUGUCAAAUGUACAAAUAAAAGCAGCAGAGCCUGUAGUGAAAAUAGAAGGCGGUCGCGACAACCAUAGCGACAGUUACAAGGCUGAGUCACGGAGUAUUUCUGAGCCUCAUUCUAGCAAGAAAGAAGAUGGUCAUAUAAAUGUUGCUCAAAGACCAAAACAUCCAACACAUUCACAAAUAAAAGAACCAUCAGCAGAUGAUACUGCAAAACCGGAAAUACAGAAAACCAGCCAUAGAGACAGCAAAAUGGACCUACUAAUGCAGCGUAUCCCUGAGUCUCUUCCUGAGAAGAAAGAAGUUGAUAAUGUACCUGGCACCACUACUAAAGCAGGACAACGAAUGGCAAAUGUACAAAUAAAAGCAGCAGAGCCUAUAAUGAAAGUAGAAGGCAGCCGAGACAGCCAUGGUGACAGUGACAAGGCUGAGUCACGGAGUAUUUCUGAGCCUCUUUCUAAGAAGAAAGAAGAUGGUCCUAUAAGUAUUACUCAAAGAAAACAAACAACACAUUCGAAAAUAAAAGAAGCAUCAGAAGUUCAUACUGUGACACCAGAAAUACAGAAAGCCAGUCGUGGAGACAGUGAAAUGGAUAUACCAAUGCAGCGCAUUUCUGAGUCUCUUUCUGAGAAGAAAGAAGUUGAUAAUUUACAGGACACUACUACUAAAGCAAGACAAAGAAAUUCAAAUGUACAAAUAAAAGCAGCAGAGCCUGUAGUCAACAUAGAAGGCGGCCAUGACAGCCAUAGCGACAGUUACAAGGCUGAGUCACGGAGUAUUUCUGAGCCUCGUUCUAACAAGAAGGAAGAUGGUCAUAAAACUAUUGCUAAACGACCAAAACAUACAAAACAUUCACAGAUAAAAGAAACAUCAGCAGAUCAUACUGCAAAACCAGAAAUAAAGAAAGCUAGCCAUAGAGACAGCAAAAUGGGUCUAUUAACGCCUAUGCCUGAGUCUCUUUCUGAGAAGAAAGAUGUUGAUAAUUUACAGGACACUACUACUAAAGCAAGACAACAAAUAUCAAAAGUACAAAUAAAAGCAGCAGAGCCUGUAGUCAACAUAGAAGGCGGCCAUGACAGCCAUAGCAACAGUUACAAGGCUGAGUCACGGCAGAGUAUUUCUGAGCCUCAUUCUAGCAAGAAAGAAGAUGGUCAUAAAACUAUUGCUCAACGACCAAAACAUGGAAAACAUUCACGGAUAAAAGAAGCAUCAGCAGAUCAUACUGCAAAACCAGAAAUACAGAAAGCCAGCCAUAGAGACAGCAAAAUGGAUCUACUAAAGCAGCAUAUGCCUGAGUCUCUUUCUGAGAAGAAAGAAGUUGAUAAUUUACAGGACGCUACUACUAAAGCAAGACAACAAAUGUCAAAAGUACAAAUAAAAGCAGCAGAGCCUGUAGUGAAAAUAGAAGGCGACCGUGACAGCCAUACCGACAGUUACAAGACUGAGUCACAGCAGAGUAUUUCUGAGCCUCAUUCUAGCAAGAAAGAAGAUGGUCAUAAAACUAUUGCUAAACGACCAAAGCAUGCAAAACAUUCACAGAUAAAAGAAGCAUCAGCAGAUCAUACUGCAGAACCAGAAAUACAGGAAGCCAGCCAUAGAGACAGCAAAAUGGAUCUACUAACGCAUAUGUCUGAGUCUCUCUCUGAGAAGAAAGAAGUUGAUAAUUUACAGGACACUACUACUAAAGCAAGACAACAAAUGUCAAAAGUACAAAUAAAAGCAACAGAGCCUGUACUGAAAAUAGAAAGUGGCCGCGACAGCCAUAGCGACAGUUACAAGGCUGAGUCACAGCAGAGUAUUUCUGAGCCUCAUUCUAGCAAGAAGGAAGAUGGUCAUAAAACUAUUGCUCAACAACCAGAACAUGCAAAACAUUCACAGAUAAAAGCAUCAGCAGAUCAUUCCGCAAAACCAGAAAUAAAGAAAGCUAGUCGUAGAGGCAGAAAAAUGGGUCUAUUAACGUGUAUGUGUAGGUGUGUUUCUGGGAAGAAAGAAGUUGAUAAUGUACAGGACACUACUACUGAAGCAAGACAACAAAUGUCAGAAGUACAAAUAAAAGCAGCAGAGCCUGUAGUGAAAAUAGAAAGCAGCCGUGACAGCCAUAGCGACAGUCACAAGGCUGAGUCACAGCAGAGUAUUUCUGAGCCUCAUUCUAGCAAGAAGGAAGAUGGUCAUAAAACUAUUGCUCAAAGACAAAAACAUGGAACACAUUCACAGAUAAAAGAAGCAUCAGCAGAUCAUACUACAAAACCAGAAGUACAGAAAGCCAGCCAUAGAGACAGCAAAAUGGAUCUACUAACACAGCAUAUGUCUGAGUCUCACUCUGAGAAGAAAGAAGUUGAUAAUUUACAGGACACUACUACUAAAACAAGACAACAAAUGUCAAAAGUACAAAUAAAAGCAGCAGAGCCUGUAGUGAAAAUAGAAAGCAGCCACAACAGCCAUAGCGACAGUUACAAGGCUGAGUCACAGAGUAUUUCUGAGCCUCAUUCUAGCAAGAAGGAAGAUGGUCAUAAAACUAUUGCUCAAAGACAGAAACAUGGAACACAUUCACAUACAAAAGAAGCAUCAAGAGAUCAUACUACAAAACCAGAAAUACAGAAAGCCAGCCAUAGAGAUAGCAAAAUGGAUCUACUAACCCAGCGUAUCCCUGAGUCUCUUUCUGAGAAGGAAGAAGUUGAUAAUAUAUGUGGCACUGCUAUUAAAGCAAGACAACAACUGGCAAAUGUACAAACAAAAGAAGCAGAGCCUACAGUGAAAAUAGAAGUCGGCCAAAACAGCCAUGGUGACAGUGACAAGGCUGAGUCAUGGCAGCGUAUCCCUGAGUCUCUUCCUGAGAAGAAAGAAGUUGACAAUGUACCUGGCACCACUACUAAAGCAGGACAACAAAUGGCAAAUGUACAAAUAAAAGCAGCAGAGCCUAUAAUGAAAGUAGAAGGCAGCCGAGACAGCCAUGGUGACAGUGACAAGACUGAGUCACGGAGUAUUUCUGAGCCUCUUUCUAAGAAGAAAGAAGAUGGUCCUAUAAGUAUUUCUCAAAGAAGAAAACAAACCACACUUUCAAAAAUAAAAGAAGCUUUAGCAGUUCAUACCCUGACACCAGAAAUACAGAAAGCCAGUCGUGGAGACAGUGAAAUGGAUAUACCAAUGGUGGAAGAAAAACAGAAGACACACCAAAGCAAUGAAAUGGACAUAUCAGAGAAGACAUAUUAUAGCAAUGUUUCUGACACUGAAAAUGAUUUGACUCAACAAAGUCAGGGCAAGACAUCUGAGAAACCACAAAAUCUUGUUCAAAUGAAAGAACAUGCUAGGUUGGCCUUCAAACAAGAAGCUGAGCAAGGAAAAGAUGUGUAUAUGCUUUCUGAAAAUAUGAAGAAACAGCUCCAGAAAAUAGAAAAGAAAUAUGAAAAGGAAGUCAAAGUCAGGAAACAACUAGAAAUGUCUCUUCGAGCUCAAGAUGUGGAAUUGAAGAGAUGGAAGAAAACAAAGGAGAUUGAAGAUGAAAAUAUAAUGUUAAAGAAAAAACUUGUAGAAUUUGAGCAUUCGCUAAAAUCAACAGCACAUGAUUUGAAUGAGAAAAUUGUUGGAUUGGAAAAGAAACUACAACGGUACACAGAUCUCUUAGAAGAAGCAACAAAGAGAUCAAGUAAUUCAAAAAAUGAAGGCAUACCUCAUGACACGAAACACUUUUACCAUAAGAUUGAAAUAAUUAACACAACACACGAGCAUAAGGUCUCUCGGCUGGAGCAUACAACUGAAAAGCUCAAAUCUAAGCUCUUUGAGAUGGAGACACAAAAUUGUCUAGCUACAAUCAAAACAGAAAAGUAUAAGACAUUAGACCAAGAAGUGAGAGUAAGAAAAGCUCAAAAACAGAGCAUGUGUCCUGUGCAAUUUACUAUGGAGACUGACCAAAGACGUUCAGAACCAGAAGAUUUAAGAACAGCAAAUGUAAAUCCAAGGUCUUCUGUGGAGAGUCCUAACUUCAACCUAGCCAGACUGAAAGAGCAGUAUCUCAAAAAAUUACAAUGUAAUCAAAAUUCUUCAGAUAGAAGUUCACAAAAAUACCCAUUGACACAUCUGUUAAAUGAAUGCAAUAAUAGAAAUACUAAAGAAGAGUCAGAAACAUCGUCUAGACUACCAAAGCGUCCUGUGCAAUUUAGUUUGGGGACUGACCAAAGACAUUCAGAACCAGAAGACUUAAGGACAGCAAACGUAAACCCAAGGUCUUCUGUGGAGAGUCCUAAUUUCAACCUAGCCAAACCGAAAGAGCAAUAUCUCAAAAAAUUACAAUGUAAUCAAAAUUCUUCAGAUAGAAGUUCACAAAAAUACCCAUUGACACAUCUGUUAAAUGAAUGCAAUAAUAGAAAUACUAAAGAAGAGUCAGAAACAUCGUCUAGACUACCAAAGCGUCCUGUGCAAUUUAGUUUGGGGACUGACCAAAGACAUUCAGAACCAGAAGACUUAAGGACAGCAAACGUAAACCCAAGGUCUUCUGUGGAGAGUCCUAAUUUCAACCUAGCCAAACCGAAAGAGCAAUAUCUCAAAAAAUUACAAUGUAAUCAAAAUUCUUCAGAUAGAAGUUCACAAAAAUACCCAUUGACACAUCUGUUAAAUGAAUGCAACAAUAGAAAUACUAAAGAAGAGUCAGAAACAUCGUCUAGACUACCAAAGUAA
This is a messenger RNA of Jaculus jaculus (lesser Egyptian jerboa), 8181 nucleotides long. Its product is annotated as protein MLP1-like. Bases 136 to 8181 code for a protein of 2681 amino acids. The record is from RefSeq and is a predicted model, not a curated record. Lineage: Eukaryota; Metazoa; Chordata; Mammalia; Rodentia; Dipodidae. The transcript has 89 exons.